AUGACAUCUCAAGCAAUCAAAAACGCAACAAAAUUCCUUAAACAAUACACACCAUGUGAUAUCAGUGAUGGUUUAGUUAAACAUGGUUUAAAAAAUGGUGGAUUUUUCCCCAAUUUAAAACAAUAUUCUUUUAAUCCAACUACAAAAAAUUCAAUAGCUGGUCCUGCAUAUACUGUAUUAUAUGCACCAUCAGAAGAUCCAAGACCAGCAGUUAAAGGUGGCUAUAUAGAUACAGUACCAGAAGGUUCAGUUGUUGUUAUUGGUGUAACAAAAGAAUUACAAACCAGGUAUGCACCUUAUGUCACUGUUAAUAAUGCUCUUUAUGGUGGAUUAAUGAGUACAAGAGCUAAAUAUUUACAAGCAAAUGGUACUGUUGUAUUUGGUAGGAUUAGAGAUGUUAAUGAACAUCGUGAUUUAGAAUAUCCAGUAUUAGCUUAUGGUUUGGGUACUACUGCAUCUCAGGGGACUGUUAAAGUUGUGGGGAUUAAUGUUCCCCUGGAAAUAAAUAUUGGUAAUGAUGAUAAAUAUGAAGUUAUAAAACCUCAAGAUUUAAUAAUUGCUGAUGAAAAUGGUGUUGUUAGAAUUCCUGAUGAUGUGGAUUUAGAUAGUCUUUUUGAUUAUGCUCCUAAAAGAGUUAAAGCUGAUCAAUUAGUUUCAGAGGAUAUUAAAGCUGGUAAACUUGCAGUUCCUUCACAAAAAGAACAUAGAUCAAAGAUAUAA
This is a messenger RNA of Hansenula ciferrii, 720 nucleotides long. RefSeq names its product bifunctional 4-hydroxy-4-methyl-2-oxoglutarate aldolase/oxaloacetate decarboxylase. The transcript has a single exon. NCBI's taxonomy places the organism in Eukaryota, Fungi, Ascomycota, Saccharomycetes, Phaffomycetales, Wickerhamomycetaceae. Bases 1 to 720 code for a protein of 239 amino acids. The record is from RefSeq and is a predicted model, not a curated record.